Colletotrichum karsti is the source of this 948-nucleotide messenger RNA. RefSeq lists its product as uncharacterized. Gene Ontology annotation, biological process: peptidyl-proline hydroxylation to 4-hydroxy-L-proline. The record is from RefSeq and is a predicted model, not a curated record. Gene Ontology annotation, cellular component: endoplasmic reticulum. Bases 1 to 948 code for a protein of 315 amino acids. NCBI's taxonomy places the organism in Eukaryota, Fungi, Ascomycota, Sordariomycetes, Glomerellales, Glomerellaceae. Gene Ontology annotation, molecular function: procollagen-proline 4-dioxygenase activity; iron ion binding; L-ascorbic acid binding. The transcript has a single exon.
AUGGCCAGCUUCAUCGCCAAACUCCUAGGCCUCUCAGCCUACACCGGCCUCGUCGCAGUAACCCUGCCACAUCUACAAAACCUCAACAUCACAAGCGCCCUCGACGUCAUCCCAUUCAACACCAAAAACCCACAACCCCUCACAAACGACACCCUCCCGCCGCAAGAGGACCCCCAGCUCGCGAAGUUCACCUGCCUCCCCCAAAACUACACCACCCAAAUCGUCUCCCUCGACCCCCUCGUGAUCUACAUCCACAACUUCCUCAACCUCGACCGCGACAUCCCCGCCCUCCUCGAGGCCGGCGAGCCCGCCUUCAAACCCUCCCACGUCUACAAAAACGGCCGCACCCAGGGGACCCCCGACCGCACCUCCUCGUCCGCCGGCCUGCCCCUCGACGCCCCCGUCGUGCAGUGCGUCCUCGCCCGCGCCGAGGCCUUCAUGGGCACCAUGCUGGCCCCCGGGCGCGACGAGAUCGGCGCGCCGCAGCUGGUGCGGUACACGACCGGCCAGCGGUUCAACGUCCACCAUGACUGGUACGACGACUUUCAGCCGGACGUCGCGACGCGUCGGCGGCGGCGGUGGAACCGGAUCGCGAGCUUCUUUGCGAUUCUGGAGGACGGGUGCACUGAGGGCGAGACGUGGUUUCCGAAGAUCGAGGCGGUGGCGCCGCAGGACCUGGCCGGGGAGAGGUUGUGGAGGAGGCACGAGGACGGGGGUAUCGCGUUUCGGCCGGUGAGGGGGAAUGCUUUGUUCUGGGUGAAUUUGUUUCCGAACGGGACGGGGGAUCCGAGGACGGUGCAUGCUGGGUUGCCUUUGGGGGAUGGGUUGAAGACGGCGAUGAAUAUUUGGCCGAAGAGGUUUGUCGGCCCUGAGGCUUGGGGACCCGAAGAGAAAGCGGGCGGUGGUGUUGAGGGUGUUGUUGAUGAUGCUGAGGUUGAUCCUGUGUAG